GGAGGCCUGAGGGAAGCACAGAUGACCAUGAGAAUUUGGUUGCUGCUGACUACAUGGGCAAAAGUUCAAGAUUUUUAAGUGGACCUUAAGCGGAUGCUCCCCAGACCAUCUCAACAUAAGUAGAAAACAUGAGUCUUCAAAAUGAUGAGGCAACAUCUACAUCCAUAUUUGCCUGGAAUUAUCUUCUGUGGGAAGUUCGUUUGGCCCUAGUGGCCUUUGGCUUCUUUUUCUACUUGGGGAUAUUUUGCUUUUCACAUUUUUGGUCUUCCUGGUUGAGCAGAACUUACCGCUCCUUGUCGGCGAAGGAGAAAGUCUUUUGGAACCUGGCUGCUACACGAGGCGUGUUCGGCAUCCAGAGCUGCGUGGCUGGCUUCUGGGCCUUACUCCUAGACCCAGUUUUUCACGCUGACAAGGUUUAUUCCCAGCAGGACUGGAGUUGGUUCAGUUGCCUCAUAGCCUCCGGCUUCUUCCUGCUGGAAAAUGUAGCCGUUCACGUCUCUAAUUUUGUCUUUAAAACUUUUGAUUCGUUUGUAGUUGCUCACCAUUUUUUGGCCUUUGGUGGUUUUUUGGGUCUGAUAAUCAACAUAAAAUCUGGACAUUACAUACCUUUGAUGGGGAUGCUACUUGAGAUGAGUACACCUUUCACUUGCAUAUCUUGGAUACUUCUAAAGGCUGGCCGGGCUAAUACUUUCCUUUGGAAGGCAAGUCAAUGGAUAAUGAUCCACAUGUUUCACUGCCGCAUGAUGCUUACCUACCAUAUGUGGGUGUGUCUUUCCAAUUGGAAUGCUGUGAUGGAAAAUCUGGGACUCUUAUAUUUUACUGUUUUAUUAACAGGAUUGAGCGCUGUUACCUUCAUACUUAAUCCCUACUGGACAUACAAAAAGACUCUUCAACUUUCUUCUCCUGCGGACUGGAAUUUUAGUGGUACAGCAAUGAAAAAUGGUUCAUCUGUGAAAGUAAACGGAGAAGCAUUCCAGAAGAAAGGGCUCUGAAACUGACUUGGAUCUCUACGGGUAGCCGUAAAAUCUGGUCAGAAAUAAAUAAGAUAGACAGCUGGGAAUAUGAAGCUGUGUCUUAUCAAGGGAUCUAAAUUACUAGUUUCUAGUGAUGUUACCUAAUUGGGAAUAUUAUUAAUCUCAUUUAAUAAAUGUUGCAGGUGUGUCCUAAAUGUCGGGCAUUCUUAGUCACAUUGGGAAUAUUCUAUAAACCAGCAAAGUGCAGGAAACAAACUGCCUCGUCUGUCCAUCUUUACCUGCAUUGCUGCUUCCAGGACUUGCUAUUUUGAGCGUGUCAGCUCUAGGACAGAUUUCAGUCUAGAAAGGAUUCUGGGUCUUGUCUCAAAGAAUGUCCAGUACGGGGAGUUUCUUUCCCAUGGGAUUGAUCAAUCUAAAAUUGCACUUAUUCCUUUUCAUUUAUAUAUGAAUCAGUUUCUAUGUAAAGUUUGCUACCUUAUCUAAUGAACGCCAAAUACCAAUCCAGUUUAGUAUCUCAUAUGAGAAGGGAGGGGUAACAUUACAUUUUCCCCCAGAAAAGCACCAAAAUGUUUAGCACCAAUGCUAGAACAUUAUGAAAUAUAGUUUAAAUUUGAAGAGUAAUUGGACAUGGAAAAUAUGGUCAUAACUUGGGUUUAACAUUUUUGAAAAAACGUUUCUUUGACAUGCAAUAUUACAUAGUGGCUAGUAGAAAAGCCUGUAUACCUUAAAGAUAAUAAUCCAAUAAGUAACACAUUCAAUUUUUGAUAUGGCACUUAGGAAAGCUGCUGUUUUCAGUUUCAUUAGGAGAGAUUGAAGGUGAUGAGCUCCCAGCUUUUUGCAUCCCACCUUUUAGACGGAAAAUUAUAAAAUUCUAUUACAUUCUGUUCUAUCUGUUAAUCCCAGGCCCUAAAAUCCAAAAAUCAACGUAUAAAUCUUAAAAUGUAUUUAUUCCACUACAUUACUGUAUAACAAUUGCUGAAACUAAACCUUAACCUAAUACUGUAUUUCAAUGGAAAGCUGUUGAACACUGCCAUCUAAUGGCAGCUGUGACAUACAAGUACCCAUCUUAUUUUAAACAAACAUGCUAUAAAAUUAUCUGGAAUAUACAACUACUCUAAAAGAUAAAGCAUUGAGUUUGGUAAUAUCUUUUAGUAUAGGUAAUAUAGAAGCAUGAUAACCUGAGAUUAAUGCUGUUAUAUUCAAGCUCAGUAUGGAAAUAUGUAAAUGAAAUAGUUUGAAAUAUAUCUUUCUCUUCCCACCCUAGUAAAAUUAGUGAAAGGCAAGCGGUAAGACUGCACAAAACGUUGAAGUCUAAAGUUUUUUUUCCAAUUUCUAUCUUUUCCCUGUUUAGGAAACAGUAUUACAUUUGUGAAAGUUACAUACCAGAAGUAUUAACCAUUUACUCUAGUCAUUAUUUGGAAAGAAUAACAGUUCGAGAGGCAAAUUUUUGCAUAAUCUAAAUGCAUGUAUAGAAACCUGGCUUGAAUCUGUGCAGUUAAUUUAUCAAUCAAAUCUUAAUGACCAGCAUAAUAAUUAAUCUAAGUUAAGGUAGUUAUCUUAAUCAUCUUCGAUACUCUUCAUUCUUGAUAUUUUGAAUUAUGCCAUAUUUCUGGCUAAAAUGUUAUUGGGAAUGAUGCAACUAAUGUAUUUUUCUUGACUAACUUACAUUUUCUGAGUAGUAGCCACAAUAUGGGAUGAAAAAUUGAAAAUUUGCAUUCUGAAGAUGGUUGUACCAUGUUUACAGUCUUCUGUCAAAAACAGACCCCCCCAAAAAAAGGCUAAAUGUCAUUAAUACAGAUGGGAUUGGGAUCAAAAUCCAAUCAGGGUCAUUUUAGAAUGAUUAGAAUGUUCUCAUUGAUACAUCAUCAACCUGCCCAUUGUUAUUUUCUCUGAAAAAAAUCACAGAAAAAAUCUGUUUAAUUGCAUUUUCCCUGGGCUCUAAGCAAAAUGACUGGUCUUCCCCGUCAUAAUGAUUAGCAUUUCUCUAAUGAACGAAGUGUAAAUUUUUGUUUGCAAUCCUUCAAUUGCAGUUUAUUUUGUGACCAAGACACUGGAUCUCUUUCUAGAUAGCAGAAGUUUACCAGUUUGCUUGUUUUUAAUCAAGUAGCAAAGUAGUUGCAGUUUGCACAACAAAAACUUUUAUUAAAACAUUUGCACCUUGCAAAAAUGGAAGCAAUCAAAUGGUAGAUUGCCUAUUGGUCACCGAAAAAGUUACAUACAUGUAGUAUAUAUAUUUCCUAUGUUUCUGUGGGUGAGAAAUUGCACUGUGUAUGGAAUAACGUCUAAUGCUUGAUCUAUAAUCAGGAGUAGUUAGUAAACAAUUUCAGAUAUAUUUGAUGUACAACCCAUAACUUAGUUGCACGUGCAGUAGCCACUGUUUGUUUUUUAAAUGAGUUUAAUUUUUCUAGUUCACUUGCUAAUAUAUCGGUAGCUUUUUUAUUUAUCUCAGUUGCCUACAAUAAUUCAGAGUUCAGUCUAUAUUUUCCCCUGGCCAAAUCAGUACUGUGAUUUAGAUGGGAAUGCUGCUGCUAAUGAUUAUUUUGAUUAGAAUUCCUCUCACUCCUGAAUAUAUGUCAUUUCUGUUCUGUUCCAAAAGAAGUCAGGCCACACCUCCAUUCAAUUUGAUUUACUUUUUUUAUUCCUUAUGCAUAUGUAAGAUGUAUGUGUAACGUUUUAUCCUGCUGUCAUAUUCGGUGUUUGGUGGCAGCCUUAGUGCCACCACAGGCACCACACCAAGAAAUGGAUGGGUAGAACUUAUGCAGUCAUGCAUUACUACAGAAUGCUGUGAUUGCAGGUUAUGCGUCCUGACUUAAAAUGUAAAAGAGCUCUGUUAAAUGGUUCUUUGCUUAGCACCAAAAGAAAAAGUAGGUCCAAAUAAUAGAAAUGGGAAUUUUCCUGGGCAGACGGUCAAAUUUGCAACAGAAAUAAGACUUUUUUUCUCUCUUACGAGUAUUUUUAAAAAGUAGAUUGUUGGGAUACAGUACACUUUUCAAAAAAUGUAGAAUAGCUGAGUAGAGUAUUUUUUAAAGAUGAAUAGUGGGUGUUGGGCACCUGUAGUAGUCUAAUAAUGAAACCACGUGUUUAGGUAGAAUUUCAUUUUUAUUCAAAUGUGAGAGCUGAACUAGAUAGAUGAGAGUUUGGGUGUCUCAGCUACGCUUUGUUCUUAAUUGCAAGCUAGUUUAGGGUAUUUGCAUUUUGUAAAUAUUUCUUAGCAGCUCCAAGUUCUUUUUCAUGCAAGUGAUCUUUAAAAUAUGUUUCAGUUUGAAGAAAAGCCAACAUGUGCACUUUGUAAUGAAGAAAAGUAGGAGGGGGGGGGAGAAUUAAGCACCUUUCUCUUUCCUACUUGCCCUAUGAGGUAUUACAAAAAGUGGUUUACGACUUUCCUACUUAAAUAAUGCUGAUAAAGUUGAACCUGAGAUAGUUAUUUGUACUCUUUGCUAUUGAGUUCUCUUUAUUCUCCCCUAUGUCCCCUUGCGGUCAACAACCAAAAAUUAUGUGUUUUAUAUUGAUUACCAUCCCCAGUUAUGUAUUAUCUGCUAAUGGAGGAUAGCUACUUCCUAAAAAUAAGGACUUUAUUUUUAAAAGUAUUUUAUGCAGCAAAUAUAUUUGCUAUAUUGUUUUUUCUUGCUCUUUAGUAAUUACUAAUAAAUGUAAUCCUUUCUUUCCUUUUUAAAAUUGAUUAUUUAAUAAGCUUCACAAUUUUUUGCUUGCAGUUAAAAUAAUGGGCAGUGAAAUGUGCUUUUUUGUCAGUAAAAAAAAUCUUUUCUAACAUUUUUAGUUUAAUCAUUUUCCCCCCCUAAUAUAUUGAAAUGCAAUUACCGGUACCCAGAAGUUUAUCUAGGUUCAUUUUCUGUCACAGAAAGCCACUCAGAUACUUCUAGAUAUCUGUGUGUGGAAUAAAAAAAGGCAUGGACUUCGUGGUGUUACUUGGAGGUGUUGAUUGUGUAAUUCAGUAUUCCCAAAUAUUAUAAUAGCUGUGAAGUUUGGAAAUAAGUGUAUCUGGAGGACACCAUGAUGGGAAAGUCUAUUAUAUUCAAUCUGAAACAGCAUAAAUCAGUACUUAGCCAUUAACGGUCUUGUCCUCGGUGAUUUUAAAAAUGCCUAAGCCAGGAGCAACUCUGCCUUUUUGUAAGAAACUAUAUUUUUUUGGUCUAUUCUGAACUAGUUCCAGAUGAUUUCAUAUCACCUGAAGUCUAGGGAGCUGUUUGUUGUUAUUGUGCUUAAUAAAUAUUUAUCAUAUCUCC
Thamnophis elegans (Western terrestrial garter snake) is the source of this 5218-nucleotide messenger RNA. It is a transcript of the gene CLN8, whose product is annotated as CLN8 transmembrane ER and ERGIC protein. Gene Ontology annotation, cellular component: endoplasmic reticulum; membrane. Gene Ontology annotation, biological process: lipid homeostasis. Lineage: Eukaryota; Metazoa; Chordata; Lepidosauria; Squamata; Natricidae. The record is from RefSeq and is a predicted model, not a curated record.